UGCUAAUUAAUAAACAUUUCAUUUAAUUAACUUAUUGACCUCCAACUCGAUAUAUCUCUCCAAUGGCAGCAAUCACAUCACCAUUUCCCUUCAUAUUAUCUUCGUUGCUACUGAUAUAUACUUGCACAUUAUUUCAUGUUGAUGGUUGUUAUACAUCGAUUAUAAGUUUUGGUGACUCGUUAGCUGAUACUGGAAACCUUGGACAACUCGCGACUAAAUCAAACGACGUCCAACCACCCCAUUUCUUGUUUCCACCUUAUGGCGAAACCUUCUUUCAUAAACCUACCGGUCGAUGUUCCGAUGGUCGCCUCAUCAUCGAUUUCAUUGCUGAGAGUCUCGGAAUGCCAUUGAUACCACCAUUUGAGGUAGUCAAAACAAACAGCAUGCUAGAGAAAGGCCAAGGAGUGAAUUUCGCGGUGGCUGGUGCGACGGCAUUGGAUUCGUCCUUCCACGAGGCACGAGGCGUUGUCAAUCAAUACACUAACGCGUCUUUGGGUGUUCAAUUGGAAUGGUUCAAAGAAUCGUUGCCAUAUAUUUGUGGUACACCAUCAGAUUGUAAAAGCCGGCUACAAAGUUCAUUAAUCUUGAUGGGGGAGAUUGGAGGCAAUGACUACAAUCAUGCUGUAAUUGCUGGGAAGCCCAUCGAUGAGCUAAAGUCGUAUGUCCCCCUUGUUAUCAACACCAUAGUUUCGGCUAUUUAUGAACUGAUUGAGCUAGGGGCGGAAACGCUUGUGGUCCCUGGAAACCUGCCAAUCGGAUGCUCAGCAGCCUAUUUAACCAUUUACUAUGGUACUGAUAAAGUAGAAUACGAUAACACAACAGGUUGCAUAACCGCACUAAACAAAUUUGCAGAAUGGCAUAAUGAGUUGCUUCAAACAUCACUAAAUCAAAUCCGAGAGGUUCAUCCAAAUGUCAAUAUAAUCUAUGGUGAUUACUACAAUGCGGCUAUGCAGUUUUUUCACUCUCCAGAAAAAUAUGGAUUCACAAACGGAGCUCUAAAAGCAUGUUGCGGAGGGGGAGGGCCAUAUAACUACAAUCCACAAGUAGAUUGUGCGGAUCCCCCGUCAACCACAUGCGCUCAGCCGGAAACCUACGCUAACUGGGAUGGAUUGCACUUGACGGAAGCCGCAUACCGGGUUAUAUUCAAGAGCUUAUUUCAAGGAACAUAUACUACACCUCAGUUUAAUUCCGUGUGCCCUACGAUAAAUGUACAAACUAGAGAUGGGUCAUCAAGUUGGGUUCAAAGCUUCUAGUUCGCUAGGACAAGAAAAUGAGCCUAGCUAGCUUAGUGAAAGAGAUUGUUUUUGUUGUAGAUAUAUGGUUUAAUUAAUUUGUAAUGCAGCGUGGUGAGUUGUGUAGUUGGAUGUAUGUAUAUAAAAGCAUAUACAUGUCCUGUUCUAUGUAAUUGUGAGCACAAAUUCUCAUAUAUAGAUUUGUUAAUUAAUGUAAAUAUAUGAUCUUUCAUUAUUUUGUUCAAA
Erigeron canadensis is the source of this 1478-nucleotide messenger RNA. RefSeq names its product GDSL esterase/lipase At1g28580-like. The transcript is spliced from 5 exons. NCBI's taxonomy places the organism in Eukaryota, Viridiplantae, Streptophyta, Magnoliopsida, Asterales, Asteraceae. The coding region runs from base 63 to 1253 and encodes 396 amino acids. Gene Ontology annotation, molecular function: hydrolase activity, acting on ester bonds. The record is from RefSeq and is a predicted model, not a curated record.